GUACCCUUGGGGCUAUCUGUCCGAUACUCGAGGUCGUCGACUGGUGCUACUGUGGGCAAUGUGCGGCAGCUUCAUCAGCUCGGCGCUCAGCAGCCUCGCUCCUACCUGGCAGCUUCUUGCUGCGCUUAGAUUCAUCAGCUCUGCGCUUUUGGGGCUACCUAAUAAUGAAGCUCGAUUUCUCAGUCCAAUUCCUCGGGAUAGUCUACCGACCUUGGCGUCUGUUAACCCUCAUAAUGGCUCUACCCCUGGGCGUCGGGGCGCUGAUGCUGUACUUCUUCCAUGAGAGCCCGAAGUUCCUCGCCAAUGUAGGACGGUGUGAUGAGGCUGUAGAGAUACUGACGAAGAUAUAUGUUAGUAAUGGGGGAAGGAAGGGGUUUGAUGUAAAAGAGAUCUACCUCGAAGACGGCAAUAAAGAAGAGGUGGGAGUAUUCUCCCUUCGGUCCCUUUGGACGCAGAUCGCACCUCUUUUCAAACCACCCCUGCUCUGGAGAACGUUGCUGCUCUACUAUUUGACUUUCGUCACUUAUAUUGCCAACAACAGCUUCGCUAUAAUCCUGCCGACAAUCUUCAAUGUGUUCUUCCAGUCGUAUGCGGCGAGUGGCGCUGGCGCAGGUUUUUGCGAUCUCUUUGUACACGGCGGCGAUGUCAAUACCAAUGCUACCAACGUUACCGCUCAGGCGGUCGCACAGUGUAAAGGCACUAUAGAAGACAAAACUAUAUGGGCUGGAUGCGCGCACGGACUAUCCUUCUUCAUUCUGAAUGCUCUCAUCUCAUUUGUAGCUGGAAGACGAAAGAUGCUUACUAUAAUAAUCUUGGUAAUCGCGGCCGCGGCGGCAGUCGCCAUCAACAACACGGGCGGUGCCAUCUCGGGUCUUAUCCUGUUUUAUGUAUUCCUCACCACCGCCAUGAUCUUUGGCGUUAUCUCUUCUUAUUUCGUCGAUUUGUACCCUACCUCCUACAGAGGCAUGAUAGCCUGUCUGGGCAUGAUGGUGGCUCGCCUCAGCGCCUUUACAGGUACCAAUAUUGUUAGCAGCGCUAUGACUGGAAACUGCUCUUCUGCUUUUUACGGAGCCGCAGCUUUAGUUCUGAGUGGUGCAUUUGCAGCGUCUUUUCUGCCACCAGAUUUUCAAAAAUAAAGUUCAAAGAGAAACAUUACUCUGUAGUAUUCCGUUAGCGAACCCGCUUUAGAAAAAACAUUUAUUUAAAGUUUUAAAUUAACGUAAA
This is a messenger RNA of Hyposmocoma kahamanoa, 1224 nucleotides long. RefSeq lists its product as uncharacterized. The record is from RefSeq and is a predicted model, not a curated record. The transcript is spliced from 8 exons. Bases 165 to 1136 code for a protein of 323 amino acids. Gene Ontology annotation, molecular function: transmembrane transporter activity. Lineage: Eukaryota; Metazoa; Arthropoda; Insecta; Lepidoptera; Cosmopterigidae. Gene Ontology annotation, cellular component: membrane. Gene Ontology annotation, biological process: transmembrane transport.